Molecule: messenger RNA, 1575 nt
Organism: Mytilinidion resinicola
Lineage: Eukaryota; Fungi; Ascomycota; Dothideomycetes; Mytilinidiales; Mytilinidiaceae
Exons: 2
Coding region: 1-1575 (524 amino acids)
Biological process (GO): regulation of DNA-templated transcription
Molecular function (GO): zinc ion binding; DNA-binding transcription factor activity, RNA polymerase II-specific
Source: RefSeq, a predicted model, not a curated record
AUGCGACACCACGGCGACGCAUCCGUUUUGGUUUUCGCCACUCCAAGCCAACAAGCCCUCAACAAGGCACCGAUUGCUGCAUCCCGCGUCCGUGUUCGAGUUCGCACGGGAUGCUUCACCUGCAAGACACGUCGUGUCAAGUGCGACGAAACUAAGCCUCACUGUCUACGAUGCACUCAAACUGGACGCAAGUGUGACGGCUAUCCACGUGACCAGCGCCCUAGCUUACUAACCACAUCAUUCUAUUCCCUGCCCUUUCGGAUCCCAGGGAGCCAGCACGAUCGCCAGAUCUUCCACUACUACUACAUUCAUGCCGCCAGGGACCUCUGCGGCUUUUCCACAGGCUCCUCUUCCUUUUGGCGCCAGCUAGUAUUCGAAUUGGCCUUCCAGCUGCCUGUCGUUCGGGAGGCGCUCAUCGCUCUGGCGUCAAUCCACCGCGAUUAUGCGACUUUCAGUCCGGCCAGCAACGUCGCCGAGGGCCCUUCUAGCAUUACUUUGACCCAGCACAACAAGGCCCUUCGCCGCUUCCGAAUUUACCUAUCCCAAAGCCCGGAUCCGAAGAAGGAGGCCGUCAUAGUCUGCUGCAUUCUGUUCCAUUGCUUCGAGAGCGUUCGGGGCGAAUAUGAAUGGGCAGUCAAACACCUAGAUACUGGACUCAGGCUCCUCGAGUCUUGGCACCCUGGCUCUCUCUCUGGUCCCGCGCCUUUGAUCCAAGCUUUAAAUUUUCAUGAGAACUUAGACACCCUGCGAACAACUCUCAUUCGCCUCGAUAUGCAGCUCUCUGUCUUCAAGGACGAUCGGAUACCGUCGUUCGCCCUAGUUUCAAAAGACGUAACCUCUGGACAGUCGGACUGCACCCCUUCACAUUUCCAUUCCCCGGCCCAAGCACAGCAGACGCUAGAAACGUUGCAGAACUGGCUUCUCCAUUUUCUCAUUAGCUAUGCGCAGUACAAAUUCCUCCCGCCCGGGGCCAUGCCCUACAGUGUUUCGCGCGAGCUACACGCGCUCCGGACCCAAUUCGCACGUUGGGAUACUGCCAUCCAAGAACUCACCCCGCGUGCGCCUUCAAACGCUACGGAGUUCAGAGACGUCGGACUCGCAAAGACCAUCUCGUUCAUGAAGCUCACCUACAAUAUUUGUGUCGCCGUGCUGUCCUUCUCGUAUCCCCAGCCCGCGGAGGAGCCGGCUGUCGACAUGCAGCUUCGAACACUGCUAUCCGAAAUCGAGUUGCUGUUGCUCUUUCAAUCCUCCAGCUCCGGUGACGGCGACAACUCGCUGCCGAGAAGCGUCUCUUGCGACACGGGAAUCGUGAUGCCGCUCUUCCUGCUCGCAGUAAAGUGCCGCGAUGCGCCACUCCGUCAUCGCGCCCUCACUACACUAUCCACCCUAUCGAGGCAAGAAGGUCUGAUGAAUGCGAAGAUGAUGUUAGGGAUUGUGGUCAAUGCGAUGAGGCUCGAGAUUGCGGGAAGCAAGUUCCCAACUGAAGGAGAAACGCCGGCUGUGGAGGAGUGGGCGGGGAGCCUGAUUGAUGUGGCGGGGGAUUAUCACGCGUUAGCUGUGUUGCUGGGAGUUUGA